AUGCCGAUAGUGAUAGGAGUCACAGGCUCCAACAGUCAGGGUGCCAUCAAUGAACAAACCGACAUGGCUGAUCCUUUAGCAGAUUUGGCUGGGAUUCUUCGCCAUCAGGCUCGAGGUCUGGGUCAUAUGUCCCAAAUCAUACAGACAGAUUAUAGGCCCCAGCUCCAACAUAUGUUUUAUAGGCCCCAAUCCCCACAAAUGGGUUAUACACCUCAGUUUCAAAAUACAUUGCCGACCCCACAAACAGUUUUGAGGCCGGGUGGUCGUGAUGGAUUUGAGCAGUACUAUUUUGAGGGUGCAGAUGCACAGACAACCUUUCGGUUGCCACAUACCCCGCACACGCCACGGCCACCGAACACGCCACCGACGCCGCAUGGCUCCACCUCUAGAGGUGUUACGGGCGGUCACGACUCGAAUGCGAGUGAUUUUCAGGAGUCUUCGUUGCCCCUCAUCAUCCGAAAAGGGAAAAAGUGGAAUUCACUAGAGAAUAGUAACAUAUUUGAAGCCUUCAAGUGUGUCCUCAAGGAUAGAUACAGGGAUCGGAUGAAGCGUAUCAGGAUUAAAUAUGGGGAAAUGGCACGAAAUGAUGGGAAACCCGUCCCCCUAGGUCAUUGUACCUACUACGAAGGGAUGCAUGACUACCGCACUGGGCGCGUACCGGAGAAUGCGUGGCGAUGUUUAUGUGAUAACCGCAAAGUCGCAGAUGCCAAUGGGUCGACAGCUAGGCACACCGCGGGUAGUAUAGGAUUUGACGAGCACCAUAACAACUUAGAAAAGAUGAUGGGUAAACCACCCACACAAUUUGAUGUUUUCAUGAAGACGCAUGGCACAGCUGAGGCGAAAAAAAGAUAUUUUGCGGGAGAUCAUGAAAAUCUCGAAUAUUGCUCACUAACUGCCAAAGAAGCACAAGAGAUGUAUCUACAGGAGCUGGUAAAAAAACACGGAGAAGACUCUUCAAACCAUAAAGAUGAUGCGAGGGUAUGGGAGGAAAUUCAACUUAGGAGAAAAGGAAAGAAGAAGGGUGAUAUCUAUGGCAUAUGA
Messenger RNA from Lactuca saligna, 1041 nucleotides. NCBI's taxonomy places the organism in Eukaryota, Viridiplantae, Streptophyta, Magnoliopsida, Asterales, Asteraceae. The record is from the annotation of a GenBank genome assembly.